Messenger RNA from Carassius auratus (goldfish), 571 nucleotides. Its product is annotated as protein S100-B-like. Lineage: Eukaryota; Metazoa; Chordata; Actinopteri; Cypriniformes; Cyprinidae. The record is from RefSeq and is a predicted model, not a curated record. Gene Ontology annotation, molecular function: RAGE receptor binding; calcium-dependent protein binding; S100 protein binding. Gene Ontology annotation, cellular component: nucleus; cytoplasm. Gene Ontology annotation, biological process: positive regulation of cell population proliferation; positive regulation of canonical NF-kappaB signal transduction.
AUGACAACAGCGACAAUGAGUCAGAAUCUCCAAGCUUAAGGCCCCUCCCUUUCAGACCUAUAAAUUGACUCCCAUCUCACUCCACUCUGAAUCGCCUCAUUUGGACAAACUCUCUGCUGAAAACGUUGAACGCUAGACUACAUAAAGAUGUCAGACUUGGAGAGCUGCCUGGGAACCAUCAUUGAGGUGUUCCACAAAUACUCAUCCAAAGAAGGUGACAAGUACAAAUUAAAAAAGAGCGAACUCAAGGAUCUGCUCACCAAUGAAUUUCCGACUCUUACAGAGCAUGUGAAAGAUCAAGCAACAUUGGACAGUUUGAUGGAAAGCGUGGAUACCGAUGGUGACUCGGAGUGUGAUUUUCAAGAGUUCAUGACCUUCAUCACCAUGGUUACCAUCUGUUGCCAUGAGUUUUUCGAACACAACGAAGACGAAUGAGUCGAAUUAAAAAAACAAGUAUUCAUAGCAUAAUAGUAAUACAACACAUUGAUUCUCUUAAAGUUUGCUUUGUUCUUUUUCGUAUCAUAUUAGGAUUGUUGUUUAGUUUGAACAGAAUGUAUAUGCAGCUUGUACG